Messenger RNA from Paramecium sonneborni, 267 nucleotides. The record is from the annotation of a GenBank genome assembly. Lineage: Eukaryota; Ciliophora; Oligohymenophorea; Peniculida; Parameciidae.
AUGAAUCAGAUAGAUAAAGAAAUCUAAGACAACCAAGAAAAGGAAACCAAACUAUAAUAAAAGUUAACCAUAUUAGUUAAAUCAUAACUUGCAUAAGAAUAGAUCAAUUAAUAAAAAAUAUUAAGGAUGCUACAAUUAGUAAAAGAGAGCAUUAAUAUUCUAUAACAAUUCAAAUUGAAGAGUAAAUCAUAUUAAAAGUUAAAGAGGAUUUUAAAUAACAAAAUAAUAAAAAAAAUAGAUUAAUAAAUUUCAAACAAUUAUGUAUGA